AUGGCUUUUGAAAUCCAGUGGGAUCACCAAUUCUGUCUUGCCUGUGACAGGCAGACGGAUGGUGCAACCUACUGCUCAGAAUCAUGCCGCCUGGCCGACUACGAGAAGACGUCCCCCUCCUCGUCCACACCCAACUCGGGUGCCAGCUCUCCAGCUCUGGCCGGUCCUUCCUACGCCUGGGGCUUCUCGAACAUGACUUCGAGCACCUCAUCAUUGUACCAGUCACACGGUUUCGACUCCUCUGCCUCUCCACUCUACCAGUCGUACCAACAGCGCUCAGCGAACCCGGCGCCCGGCCAGACCCUUUCGCCAUCCAGCUCACACGCAAGCCUCUCGUCUAUGGGCAGCAACGCGGCUAAGAACAACGAGGCCUACCAGCUCUCAGAAAAGGCCAGGAGGGAACUCCAAGCGUACGCCAGCUCUUUUGAGCAAGUGAGGCUGCAGCGAAGGAGGUCACAAUAA
Pyricularia grisea is the source of this 462-nucleotide messenger RNA. RefSeq lists its product as uncharacterized. The transcript has a single exon. NCBI's taxonomy places the organism in Eukaryota, Fungi, Ascomycota, Sordariomycetes, Magnaporthales, Pyriculariaceae. The coding region runs from base 1 to 462 and encodes 153 amino acids. The record is from RefSeq and is a predicted model, not a curated record.